AUGAACGCAGCCCGGCAGGCGUGUCGCCCUAAGCACCAGGUCCUCGUGCUCAAAUGCUAUCCCAAGUUCCAGAAGAACAAUGCGGAUGUCCGGGCCAAUUCGAGCGAGUUGAGCUACCUGCUCUACUACGCGAGCACGCGGCGCAGCAAGCUGCAGAAAGUGGGCGACUUUCUGGAUAAGAGGGCGACCAAGGAGGUGUGGAAGGGCAGCACAGGCAGUGUCCAGGUCACGCUGCAGAUAGUCAGGGCCCUCAUCGAGAAAUGCCCCCGCGACCUCCCCCUCUACGCCGCCGCUGUGCUGCGCAUCCUGCGCACCAUACUCACUUCGAACGAUGUCACCAUGGUCGAGGAAUCGGUGCCGACUUUCGAAGCACUGUGCGCGCACCAAGACCCCGCCUCCCUCGCUGCCGACCAGGACUACAUCAAGCAAUACGAGGAGAUUGUGCAGUUGUACGCCCAAUUCGCGUCCAAGGACACGGUCAAGACUGGGAAGGCACCCAUCAGCUGGCCCGUCGCCAUCCGCUACCGCAAAGCUGGUCUACAGGCGCUGAAGGCUGUUGCUUCGUCGGAAUCGCUCGGAUCCGAGACAGGCCGUCAAUUGGCCGUCAUCAUACCCGUUAUCCUGCUCAGCAUACACUCGGAGAGCGGCGCAUACGUCAAGCGACUGGAGAUUCGCGAGUCCGAGAAAGACGAGCACGAGAAGGAGCUAGCACUACGGCGGCGGCACAGUGUACAAACAGCGCGUACCGAAGACGAUGAUGGUGGUGACCCGCUCGCAGCAUCAGGGACUACAGAGGAUGCCGACAAGCUCGCGGAAGAAGAGGUUGGCGUGCUUGCGCUCCAGGCGCUGAGGAACAUCUUCCAGGGCGUCAACCGAGGACAGCUUCGGUUGGCAACAUCAGCGGUCCUGAAGUUUGUGGGCACCCAUGUGCAGGCUCCGCAACAUCCUAUAGGAAACGAUAGCGAUAAUUGGGCCACAACCCUCAUGGCCGUCAUUUGCGCAUGGGCGCCAGUGCAGGAUCGGUAUGCCAUUCUCGUUGGCGCCGUGGAAGCUCUCGUGCGCAGUCCUAUCGUCGAAGACGACCUUGAAAGGCAGCUCGUCUUGGCCACAGUCAUCGACCAUCUUCUCUCCUCCACCAUCAAUUUCAUUGGACUCAGUGUGAUGGAUGUCCUCGUUGGGCUUAUUUCUCACACAUUAUUACUCCUACAACUUGGCGGGCCGGGAUCGAACAUAAUGCCGCAUCAUCAGCAGACGACAUCAGUGCUAACCGAAAAAGAUCUCGGCGGGCAAACGCCAUCAAACAACCUGUCAGGCGUAGUUAUGGAGUUCGUGAAGGAGCCUUCAAACCUAAGAUUUCAAUUGUUGAACACAGUGCAAAGAUGCAUGGCAGACCUGGCGACGCACGUGUACUACACCGAUCAAAUAUCAGAUAUGGUGGGAGCGAUCCUAAGCCGCCUCAAACCCUCUCGGCUGUCGAGUGUUUCCUCAACUGCGGAAGCUAUUGAAAAUCCGGCAGGCGCUAUAGAUGCGGUCGCCGAUUCGAUCAGCAUGCAAGAAAAGACACACGUCGAUCGUUUCUUCUCUUUUGAAACCGCGCGAAUUGUAGCUCUUGAGUCGGUCAAGGCUAUCAUCAAGACUGCGAACGCUCGGCGGCCAGACGGGUCUUCUGCAUCUGUGUCGGGAAGUAAAGUAAGUGUCACCGUGUGGGAAGGUACACAAUGGCUUCUGCGCGAUCCGAGUGGCAAGGUCAGAAAAGCAUAUGUGGAUGCGCUGAUUACCUGGCUGAACUCGGAGAAGAAGAAGCAGGACCUCAAGAUUGUGGACAAUUAUAGGAAAAAGGAAAAGGACAGUGACAAGGGCGGUCUAGCAAGACGCGCCGUGUCGAAUGCAUCGCCACGAGAAAAGUCGUCCAAGCCAGGCAAGCACAGCACGUUUUUGCCUCUUCUGCAUCUGGCUGUCUACGAGAACGCUCUCUACUACGUCGACUCGGAGGCGGACUACCUACUACUACAUCUACUCCUCACGACCCUAGUAGAUAGCCUCGGCGUGAACGCUGCCAGAAGCGGACUACCCAUGAUCAUGCGCCUACAAGAGGAUAUCGCAACCAUAGAUGAACCCGGCACGAAAAUACGGAUAGGCUCUCUGGUGCAUGGCCAUCUUUUGGCUCUUAGCAUGUCUCUAGACUUCGAGACAUCUUCCGUCGGUCGGGCACUCCACAAUGAGAUUACGCGGAGAAACAGCAAAGGCCUCCUACCUACCGAAAUCGUGCAAUCCGAAGCCCUAAACCCCUUUGACAACCGCGAAGCUCUCGUUGAAAAGAUCUCGGAAGGUUAUUCGUCUUCCUUGUACUCGCCACCCUCAUCUCCGCCUGGUUCACCUGGGCGAUCUAUGUCUAUGUCUUCCUCGAUACCCGUCAUUCACCAACCAAUGGCUCUCAAAGCUGCGCCUCAAUUACCCUACAAAGUCAGAGAAGAGCUUCUUGCCGACUGGACACGCGAUCUCUGUCUCGCUGCCAAUACCAUAGACUCCUCGUCCGCUUCAAUGACGGGUUCCAGAUCGGGUACGCAGUACACUGGAACGCAAAGGAACAACUACCUCGGCGUCAACAUACCUAAUGGUACUUUAGACAGUGCAAGCAACUCCCCACUUCCAAGUCCAAGACGCGCGAGCAGCAGGCCGCCAACUACUGCCUACGGUUUGGUUGGUCGCCUUGCGUCUCCGCAUCGGGACCACAGCCCUAGCGGAACACCAGGUAGCACCUCGUCUCGACGCUCAACUGUGCGCGUCGACGACCUCAAGCGCGCUCUUUCUACCUCUGGUGGAGGACCCCCUCGAACAAGCUACUCUGUACGCGCGCCAUCUCACCACCGCCGCAAAUCGUCUGACGACCAUGAUUCCUCGGCCUCGGACUCUUUAGUUAGCGUGCACUCCCUUUCCGACGCGUCGUUCCUCACUGCAGAUCGCGCCAUAAACCCACGGCUGUCCCAACAACUAAUGGCUCCGGACUCACCAACCACGCCUGCGGCGACCCUGACUCCCCGCCCGCAAACUGCGGCCUCGACGAAUAUGAACAGUCCACCGAGCCCGCGCUCCCCGACCCAUGCGCAAACUGCGAGGGAAUCAGCGUAUUCGAUGGAAGAUGUGCCGCCUGUCCCUCCCAUUCCUGAGAAUCUAAGGGCCAGUCCGACUGAGCAGCAGAGUGAUACGCGGGACUUUGCACGACCGAAGACUGCUCCAAAUGGGAGUGCCAUGAAGAAGAGUAGGAGUGUAAAGAGCGGAGUCAGUAGAGGGCGUAGUCGUAGUGGGAACAGGAGACAUAGAGGCAGUGAGGUGCAAGCCAAGACGCCUGACUUUUCUGGCUUCCUAGACAGUAUAGGUGUCGACGAUGACGACGAGGGGGAUGACGUUGACUUGGAAGUGCCCCACGCUAUUGGAAAGGCUCCCUAUUGA
Messenger RNA from Cucurbitaria berberidis CBS 394.84, 3450 nucleotides. RefSeq lists its product as uncharacterized. Gene Ontology annotation, biological process: protein localization to plasma membrane. The record is from RefSeq and is a predicted model, not a curated record. NCBI's taxonomy places the organism in Eukaryota, Fungi, Ascomycota, Dothideomycetes, Pleosporales, Cucurbitariaceae. Gene Ontology annotation, cellular component: plasma membrane. The transcript is spliced from 2 exons. Bases 1 to 3450 code for a protein of 1149 amino acids.